Messenger RNA from Alexandromys fortis (reed vole), 3781 nucleotides. It is a transcript of the gene Txk, whose product is annotated as TXK tyrosine kinase. The coding region runs from base 1254 to 2777 and encodes 507 amino acids. Gene Ontology annotation, molecular function: protein binding; ATP binding; non-membrane spanning protein tyrosine kinase activity. Lineage: Eukaryota; Metazoa; Chordata; Mammalia; Rodentia; Cricetidae. The record is from RefSeq and is a predicted model, not a curated record. The transcript has 15 exons. Gene Ontology annotation, cellular component: plasma membrane. Gene Ontology annotation, biological process: adaptive immune response; T cell receptor signaling pathway; protein phosphorylation.
AAGAGCUCAGAUUACAUCUCAACGUCCAGUCGAGGUGACUCCUAGACAUCCAAAUGGGGAGUUUGAAGGUUUGUGUGGCUGUGUCCAGCUGGAGCACAUUAGAAUCGGGCUGGGUGUGUGCAUCUGUGGGUCACGAGGUGAUGAGGAGUCUUUUUAAGCCACCGGAGGAAAUGAAAUCAUCAAAGGAGGGGAUGAGGCCAAGAAUGAAGGCUUCGGAGGCCGUCCAAGAUGAAGAGGCCAGAGAGGUAGAUAAAGAAGCCUAGAACAAGCAUAAGGGGGUACAGGGCCACAGCACAGGUCGUGUGAGACCGCUUGGAACGGACCCCUGGAUUUCACGGUGUGUGUCCAUGUUUAGAGCAGUGUUUCAGAAGAAAGAGAAGAUAGGAGAGCAAUCAGCAGCAACAAGUGUAGGCUAUUCUUUUCCAGAUUUGACCACUAAAGGAGUAAAACUGAUGUAGGAAAUAUGGCUACAGGGCCCUCUGUUCUGCGACAGUGGUGGAUGGACAGUGUGUUUGUACGGACAGAAAUGGUCCAAUGAGGAAGAGAAAACAGAGAUACAGGGAGAGAAAUGCUGGUAAAAGGUUUGAAUCGGAAUACCUCUAAUCGACCUUGGACAUGGCACUUUCUCACAGGUUGUUCCGUACUGACCUGCUUUCCUCGUUUCUUUAACCUAUACGUACUUAUCUCCUGGGCUGGUAGACAAAGAUCUCGUGAGGCUCUACAGCAACUGUGCAGUAAACGGGUCAGCAUGCCAGUGGGGCUCACUCCUCCAAAGCAGACGGAGUUCUGAAGGGCUAAUGUCGCCUCGCUCUGAGGACUGGCCUGUCUGCCUGUCCAUCUCUCUUUCUUUCUUUUUGGCAGUUUCCUCAUAUAAACAUCACACAAAACCGAUGAAAAUGGACAGAAGCAGCUGGGAUCUGAACAUCCGGUCACAUGACAUGCUGAAGAUCUUUAGGAAGGAGAAAACGAAUUUUAUUUUUAAGCCUUCAGAUGCUUCUUGGUUGCAGGAAAAGAAAAGAGAAAGUAACUAAGUCAGAACGAGUCAUAAACAGCAAUAGGGCCAGCUAAGGGGUGUGUCAGGGAUUAGACUUUAACCCAUGUUGGAGACCAGAGUUCAUAACUGCACCCAGCGUGUCAGCGGUUCAGUGAGUGUGCAACGGCUGAGUCUAAAUCAGAGAAAGGCAAAUCUGUAACUGUGUGAAUACAGAUAUGAUAGCACCUUCCAGUCUGUUCUCUGCUGCUGCUGCUGCUCCAUGCAGAAGAGGCAAGUAAGAACACAGAUAAGCCUCAGUAAAAACGAAGAACCUGCAGAAAAUUAUUCCCAGCGUCACAGGCCAUGGCUUGACAAGUUGAAGAACAAAAAGCAAUCCAACAGAGGAGGGGCGCAACCCUCAAAACGCAAGCCGCUGCCUCCCCUCCCGCUCUCAGUGCUUGUUGAAGAGAGGAUCCAGGUCAAGGCUCUCUAUGAUUUCAUGCCCCGGGAGCCCUGCAAUUUGGCACUGAAGAGAGCAGAGGAAUACUUGAUAUUGGAGAGAUGUGAUCCUCACUGGUGGAAGGCCAGGGACCGUCUGGGGAAUGAAGGCUUAAUCCCAAGCAACUACGUGACAGAAAACAGAGUCACCAAUUUAGAAAUAUAUGAAUGGUAUCAUAAGAACAUUACAAGAAACCAGACGGAACGCCUGCUGAGGCAAGAGGCUAAAGAAGGUGCAUUUAUUGUGAGGGAUUCAAGACAUUUGGGGUCUUAUACAAUUUCUGUGUUUACAAAAGCUGGAAGACACACAGAGUCUUCAAUAAAACAUUAUCAGAUUAAAAAGAAUGACUCGGGACAAUGGUAUGUCGCCGAGAGACACCUCUUUUCAUCAGUCCCAGAGCUGAUCCAGUAUCACCAGUACAAUGCCGCUGGUCUCAUGUCCCGUCUCCGCUAUCCAGUUGGGCUCCUGGGCAGCUGUUUACCAGCCACAGCUGGUUUUAGCUAUGAAAAGUGGGAGAUAGACCCGUCUGAGUUGACCUUUGUCAAGGAGAUUGGAAGUGGUCAGUUUGGGGUAGUCCACCUAGGAGAAUGGAGAGCCCACAUCCGGGUCGCCAUCAAGGCCAUCAAUGAAGGUUCCAUGUCCGAAGAGGAUUUCAUCGAAGAAGCCAAAGUGAUGAUGAAACUGUCACACUCGAGGCUGGUUCAGCUCUAUGGGGUGUGCAUACAGCAGAAGCCCCUCUACAUAGUGACAGAGUUCAUGGAAAAUGGCUGCCUGCUCAACUACCUGCGGGAGAGGAAAGGCACGCUGCGGAAGGCCUUGCUCUUGAGCGUGUGUCAGGACAUCUGUGAAGGGAUGGCGUACCUGGAGAGGAGCUGCUAUAUCCACAGGGAUCUGGCAGCAAGGAACUGUUUGGUCAGCUCUUCCUGUGUGGUAAAGAUCUCAGACUUCGGGAUGACGAGGUACGUUUUGGAUGAUGAAUACAUCAGUUCCUCUGGAGCUAAGUUCCCAGUCAAGUGGUCCCCGCCUGAAGUCUUCCAUUUUAACAAGUACAGCAGCAAAUCUGAUGUCUGGUCAUUUGGAGUUCUAAUGUGGGAAGUUUUUACAGAAGGGAAAAUGCCUUUUGAAAAUAAGUCCAAUCUGCAAGUGGUGGAAGCCAUUUCUAAAGGGUUCCGCCUGUAUCGCCCUCACCUGGCCCCCAUGUCCAUCUAUGGAGUUAUGUACAGCUGUUGGCAUGAGAACCCUAAAAGUCGCCCGACAUUUGCCGAACUGCUUCAGGUUCUCACAGAAAUUGCCGAAACCUGGUGACCUGAAAUGGAAUGCCAGCCCACAGGGUCAUCUUGCAAACCUGUCACAAGGUGAAAUCAUGGGCGUCACUGACAGCGAGUAUCUUCCAUUAGGGUUAUUGACGCUUGGCAACGGAGCAAAACGGUCACAGGCUUUCCACACGGAUUUCAAUACAAAAUAUUCUGAUCGUCUUUCUACACAUGCGGGAGGGAUUUUGAAGUCCACUAUCUGUCACAUCCCAUAUGUGAAGGAAGCAGACAACAUCAGCCUUCCAAGUGGUUUCUUCAUGAAAGGCACCCUCAGAAUCCUUGAAUAUACAUGAAACCCUGAUUCUUCAUAAGGCUAAGGCAACUUAUGGACUAAAGAAGCUCUCUUAGGGUUUCUAUCACUGUGAAGAGACACCAUGACCACAGCAACAUUUAAUCGAGGUGGUGGCUUACAGUUCCAGAGGUUUAGUCCAUUAUCAUCGUGGUGGGGAGCAUGGCAGUGUGCAGGCAGACAUGGUGCUGGAGAAGGAGCUGCUACAUGUUGAUAUGCAGGCAACAGGAAGUAGACUGAGUGUAACACUGAAUGAAGCUUGAGCAAAAGAGACCUCAAAGUCUGCCCACACAGUGACAAUCUUCCUCCAACAAGGUCACACCUACUUCAACAAGGCCACACCUCCUAAUAGUGCCACUCCUUUUGGGGGACAUUUUCUUUCAAACCACCACAAAAGCCUCCCUACAGACUUUCAUGUUUGGGGCUAUAUCAAUGUUUAUAGAAAACAUAGCUUUGGAAACCUACGUAAACAUUCUAAAAAUGUCUCUUACAAUUUUGUUAUAUAUUAUUUAAUAAACUCUUUUAAUCUACAUAUCUGAUUAUUGUGGGGCAUAAUUUCUUGAAUUCUAGUUUUAGACACUGUUGAAAAUCUGAGCCAAAGUUCCCUUUUGAACAUAUCUUGAUAAAAUUUCCAUUUCUAAUGCUAUCUGCUGUUUGGAGAAUCCAGAGCCCAGUUUUAGUUCUGAUAUUUCACCCUUUGUUUAUGU